CUAGACCGCCACCCGCGGGCAGGAGAAAGGGAAGGCGGCGUGCCGGGCGGGUCAGAGUGUCUGCCAGUCCUGCCUCAGCCUGUACGCGGCCGGUUCCCGCGGCGUGUGCGUGGUGCGGACUCUGAGUCAGCAGUGAUUGGAGCUGUACAGCUUGUGCCAUGGACUCUCAGGUUAGCAAUGGCUCAGGCCUGAAGGCUGAUCACAUCACAGACCUGCUGGUGUUUGGCUUUCUCCAAAACUCUAAGUAUAAUUUCGGUCAAGAACUGGAGGCACUAAGUCAGGAACUGCCCGUGCAAGUUUACCUGGAUGCAGACUUUGAGGAUGAGCUGCAGACUGAUGGCAGCCGAGCCAGCCGCUCCUUCUACCACGGAAGAAUACAGCCAGAUUCUGAAAGUCAGGAGGCAGUCAUCCAGAACAUUGCCCGACAUCUUGCCCAAGUAGGCGAUGAGAUGGACCACAGAAUCCAGCCCACACUGGUGAGACGGCUGGCAGCGCAGUUCAGGAACGCCAGCCUGUCAGAGGAGGACAGACGCAACUGCCUGGCCAAAGCCCUGGAUGAGAUGAAGACGGCUUUCCCUAGAGACAUGGAGAAUGAAAAGGCCAUGCUGAUAAUGACCUUGCUAUUGGCCAGAAAUGUGGCCAAUCAUGCACCAUCCUUACUCCAUGAUAUCUUCCGCACUACAGUGACCUUUAUUAACCAGAAUUUAUUCACCUAUGUGAGGAACUUGCUUAGAAAUGAGAUGGACUGAAGGCUGCCUGCAGAAGCGCAGCUGGCUGACGCCAAUAAUGGCAGACCAGUGAAGCUGACUCCAGAGGAAACACACGCUGGAGUGAAGACAGGCCCCAGAUAAUAACUGCCUCCCUAUUCUCAGGACAGUGUUUUAGGCUGGUGACUCAGUUUCUCCAUUGAGCCAGUGUGCGCAUAUCUGAAGGGCUUGUGCCAGCUCCUGCAUCCACUCCAUGUUCCUUCAUCUAAUCAGCUGUACGGGUUCCCACUUGAAAAUUAAAUUUAAAAGCAGGUUGUAAGGCAGAAAAGACUUACUUAUACUGUGGAGUUACUGUUCGUGAGAGGCUAGCCUGGGACACUGUUUUCUGUUUCAGGACAGUGCUAGCAGGGGUGCACUGGCCCCAGAGUGAGAACUCCAUCCAGUGCAGGGGACAUCUCAAUGCACAGACGGCCACAGCCUUCCUUUGUAAAAGCUGAAUGGCAAUGAGGCUUGAGUCUAUGUCUCUGUUCUCUAACCACCCCUCCCUGCCCCACCCAUAAGCAAGGGUUUAGCUGUUUCAAGGGACAGUUUUUCUAAAGAUUUCUAUCCCAGUGGGAACAAACUGAGUUGUGCACACAAACUCAGUCACUACAAUCAGGUUCGCUAGGAAACAUUUACACAAGAAACAACUGAAAUACCAGAGUCAACCGGAAUGAACAGGAGAGAUCUAAAACAGCAGUCAGUAAUCCAAUAGUAACAUCGUCACCUCCCACUGUACCUGCGGUGUAGUGGCCACCAUCUUAGUUAGAUUCACAGAGGUAAUUUCCAGUCACAUCUGAUGGACAUUCUUGGUUGUAAAGCAAAACUGCCAUUUGUUCUCACCGGGCCAUCUUUAGAAAGAUUCCAUGUAUCAAAGCCAAAUGUUCCCUCCUUUGUAUUUCAGAGAUAAGGUCUUACUGUGUGUCCUCAGACACAGGUGAUUCUCCUGCUAACUUUCCUAAUGCUGGAAUUGCAGGCAUGAGCCACCACUACCUGCUAAGUGUUCCAAUCUUCAAUUCAUUGCAGCCAUGCCGGCCUGGUGUAUCAUGGAAAUUGGUGGAUAUUUUUCUUUAGUAACAUGAUCCUUGUGUGGGUAUAAUUGUGAGAUGAUUUUAAUUCAGAGAAUAUUUUUCAUUCUGCUCUAAAAUGAUGUGAAUUGAUACGAGUGAUGGAAAUUUGUUUCUUCAAAAUAAAAGGCUUUCUUCUCUAAA
This is a messenger RNA of Myodes glareolus (Bank vole), 1957 nucleotides long. It is a transcript of the gene Bid, whose product is annotated as BH3 interacting domain death agonist. The record is from RefSeq and is a predicted model, not a curated record. NCBI's taxonomy places the organism in Eukaryota, Metazoa, Chordata, Mammalia, Rodentia, Cricetidae. Gene Ontology annotation, biological process: positive regulation of release of cytochrome c from mitochondria; positive regulation of extrinsic apoptotic signaling pathway; apoptotic mitochondrial changes. Gene Ontology annotation, cellular component: mitochondrion; cytosol; cytoplasm.